AUGGAAAAAAUUAAAGAGCAAAAUUACUAUAAGCAUGGGUUCGAGAAAAGCGUUUCAGAUACUCAUAAUUGGCGGAAUGUCGAUAAUUCAGUAAAGUUUAUUGUUCCAUAUUUAAAGCAAGAUUUUAAGGUACUUGAUGUAGGGUCAGGACCUGGCACAAUAACAAUAGACAUGGGAAAAUACAUAUCAAAGGGAUCAGUUAUUGGCGUGGAGCCCAUAGAGGAAUUAAUAAAGGAGGCCAAAGAUAAUCAAACUAAAAGUGGAGUAUCAAAUGUUGCAUUUCAAGCAGGAUCGAUCUAUCACCUUCCAUUUGAAGACAAUACCUUCGACCUAGUAUUUUGCCAUCAAGUUUUGAUUCAUUUGCAAGACCCUCUUGCGGGGCUUAAAGAGAUGAAAAGAGUGGCUAAGCCUGGAGGAUUCGUAUGCGCCAGGGAAGGUGAUCUCCUAGCAUCAGUGGUAUAUCCUCCACAUUACGAGGAUACACUCAAGCAAUAUUUUAUGCAAAGUGUAAGGCUCUUGGGCAGUAAUGCGACUCAAGGCAGGGCUCUCAAAUCGUUGGCCAUAGAUGCUGGUUUUCAUCUGUCAAGUAUUUCUAGUGGCAGCUCCAAUUGGUGUAUCGCGGAUGAUAGCAGUCGCUUGUUAUGGGGUACAUCAUUUAUCAAUCGCAUUCAAAAAUCCUCUCAGAGGGUUGAUGAGGACGAUCAAAAGGACGAGAAAAUGAAGAAGGAGAUCAUACUGGAUUGGAAAAAUUUCAUCGAAGAUGAGAGAGCUUGGCUUAUGUUCCCUAGUGGCGAAAUCGUAUGUAAAAAGUAG
Molecule: messenger RNA, 813 nt
Organism: Priceomyces carsonii
Lineage: Eukaryota; Fungi; Ascomycota; Pichiomycetes; Serinales; Debaryomycetaceae
Product: class I SAM-dependent methyltransferase
Exons: 1
Coding region: 1-813 (270 amino acids)
Source: RefSeq, a predicted model, not a curated record